CGCUUCCACUUGAGCAACAUGGACAACGAUGCCGACUGGAGUGCACUGCUGAAAGACCACCCUAUCUUCUCUCAUUCACCGAGCGCUGCUGAUUCUUCCGUAAAAGCCGGAGCCUCACUUGAGCUAUCGCUUGGGUCUCUCUGUGACUUCACCAAAAUAGAUCCUCAGCGAGAUGGACCAGCACCAUCUGGCAGACGCCAGGUCAUGAUCAUCAAAGACUCAGAACUCAUAGUUGCUGUCGGCCAUGAAAUUCGAAUGACUACGCUUUCUGAGUCCAGGUUCGGUGGCUCUGCACGCAAUUCCUAUAAAAUCCUGCACACACCAAACUUGGAAUUUGACAUCCAUGAGAUUGCUCUGAGUCCCCAUGGCAAACUUCUCGUGGUGGCGGGAGCAUUCCAGGUGGCUGUCGUAGUACUUCCUCGAGCCGGAUUCACAAAGCUCGUGCCCUCCACGAUCGAUUGCAAAUGCGUGCAAGUGGGACAGUUCUAUCAUGCGGCGGAUACCUCUCCUCCGAUUGCUAAGAUUGAAUGGCAUCCUUGGGGAGAAGGUGGCACAACCCUAAUGGUCAUGACCACCGACGGAAAGCUACGUGAAUACGACAUUUCAAGAGAUACAGAGGAACCUCAGCAAGUACUCUCUUUUGUCCCGGAGAAGAAGAAGAAUAGUUACAUUGCUGUCGAUGAGAGCGAGAGAGAAGUCGCUUCUUUCACAUUAGGAAAAGGGAGAGCCGACUGGGGCCCCUUGACCGUAUAUGCAAUCAUGAAAAGCGGUGACAUCUACGCUAUAUGCCCCUACAUGCCUCGACAUGCAGAGAUACCAUCUUCAUAUGUACACUCUCUUGAAUGUUUCGUAUCUUCCAAGCAACAAUAUCUCUCAAGGUCACAGGAUGAGGGCUCUCACGCAGACAGUUUGUCUGACCUCUACGAACACCAACACAAGUAUGUGUCAGCAUUGGUCAAGCAGCUCCCUCCUGGGACUGUCUAUCCGGCUGCACCUCGGACAAUCCGCAUGUACCCGCCGACUGUUGUCAAGAAUAUUCCUGUGCGGCAGGGCCCGUUCCUGCUCCAACCAUCGCCUCGCAGUCUGGAGGGCAGUGACGGAGGAGACGCAACCGACAUUGCAUACAUGGCCUUCGGUAGUGACAUCGAAGAGGAGUUUGAGGGUGAAACGGAGCGACUAGGCGUGAUUGUUGCAGCUUUCCAAGAUGGCAGAGUAGACGUCUACCUCGACGUGGAGAAAGUCGAGGCACGAUGGGAACAUAAGAAGCAUCCAGAUAGCGAUCUUCCGAUGUUGGCAGUCUACGAGACUAUUGACCUCGGCAUUGUUGAUAUGCUGUCCAAGGUCGCCACAUCAACAUCGGAAUCCGCUCUACUCGACCUGAUCCAAGCAAACCACCCUGUAUUCCUAUCUGAUCCCAUCCAUGAUGAUAUGAUCUACGUAUAUCAUGCCUUCGGUGUCCAUGCUCUACAGUUAGGGCCCGUACUCCGCAGUCUUGCCCAUGCUCUUCGAAACGUGGAUAACGAGAACGAUCUGCAGUACUCCGUGCAGGAUAGCGCAGGCACGGAUGUGCAACCGAUCCUAUUGACAUUCUCUAUUGAGCGAAAGAGCUCAAAUCCUGUCAUAGGGGUUUCGAUACCGGACGAUGUUUAUCCGACAUACAGCAUCUUCAUCUUGACGUCCACCAUGCGUAUCGAGAUAUCUCCUUUGAACCUGCGUUCGGACAUGCCUUUCUCUCUCAUGGCGGAAUCGCCAUCGGUUUCAAAGGAGGAAGGCCCAUUUGCACUAUCGCUUCCGGCUGCUGGUCCACCCGCAUACAUCUCCUUGCUAGGUCUGGAGCCGUAUACUCCACCUUCAAACGUGUCCAAGUCAUCAAGUCCCCGCGUAUCUCUUCCCCCCUCGCUAAGUCCAAGGGGCGAGUUCAUGGUCACUCCAGACACAUUGCGCUAUCUAGGCACGGUCGUGGAGCGCAUUACCCGUCAGCUGAGCGAGAUUAAUGUGGCUUAUCAUGACGCGGUUGUUCGCCAGGAGCUGCAGAAACAGGAGUUCGACCAGCAGCGGGAGAAGUGCAAGGAGAUGUUCGAUCUCGUUGAGUCACUGAAGGGGCCAAGAGUCACAGCGACGAAGGAGAAGAUAGACAAAUUGAAAGAGGCGCAAAAUUCGUUGAUGGCACGAAUGGAUCGGACGUUCCAGUUGUUGAUGAAGCAGGCAUCGCCGGAGUUGAGUGAGAGCGAAACAAAGUGGUUUGAGGAACUGAGGAGCAUGAAAGCCGAAGUGGCCGGCGUAAGCAAGUAUGAUGAGAAUUCUCUGGCAUACAGAAUACGGUUGCUCCAAAGAGAAGUCGAUAGGCUUCUACCACAGUUGAAGGAGAUGAAAGAGAAGGAGAGGCUGCGCAAGAAUAGGCUCCUUGACAGUGGCGAGACGCUAGGUGUCUCUCAAGCGUUCGAACUUGGCAAGCGAACCAAUACAGAGCGCGCCAAGAUCGAUAGCAUAGAGAACGAGAUCAUGAAAUUGGCAGCGAAGUUGGAUGUGACCUUAGGGCGACCACCUCAAUUGCAGGGCCCCGCCAUUCAAGAGUCGUGAAUGAUGUAAUUCUUCGUCGUGCUACCUCUGUACUUAAGUCCGAUCUUCGUGUUGUACACUAGCGCUUUCCAGAACAAGCUGUGGGGUUUUCUCAGAAAGGAACUUUUUCAUCGGAGU
This is a messenger RNA of Laetiporus sulphureus 93-53, 2697 nucleotides long. RefSeq lists its product as uncharacterized. Gene Ontology annotation, biological process: protein import into nucleus; mRNA export from nucleus; ribosomal large subunit export from nucleus. Bases 19 to 2580 code for a protein of 853 amino acids. NCBI's taxonomy places the organism in Eukaryota, Fungi, Basidiomycota, Agaricomycetes, Polyporales, Laetiporaceae. Gene Ontology annotation, molecular function: structural constituent of nuclear pore. The record is from RefSeq and is a predicted model, not a curated record. The transcript has 9 exons. Gene Ontology annotation, cellular component: nuclear pore.